GUCAUUGGAUGAGUUCGAUUUAUGAACAACUACUUCUACAAUGACAACUGUCAAUGUUACUACUACUACUACUACUACUACUCGUAUUGUCGCAGCUACUUUGUUAUUCAAUACCUAUAAAAGUCAAGCGAUCUCUCCUUAAACUUCCAGUCCCACGAAAAGAGUUAACUGUGAGCAAGGUGUCCGUAUUCAGGUGUAUUUGAAUAUAUACUGCUUUGAACCAGGACAAAAUUAUGAACUCCUGGCACAAUAUCCUCUCUUUAUGUUGUAUUGCCGUCUCGUUAUUUUAUAGUUUUGGAACUUCAUUGCACGUGGCAGCGGUAACUGACAUUAAUGGAUGUAGCAAUGCAACUCUGCAAAGCUGUGCGCCUGAGGCUAGCUGUGUAAAUAUUACUGGUACUUUUAACUGUAGCUGUAAUGGUGGAUAUAUUGGAGAUGGUUUUAAUUGUACAGACAUUAAUGAAUGCGAUGUAAAUCAGCACAACUGUUCACCUCAGGCUAGCUGUAUGAAUGUAGUUGGUGGCUUCAACUGUAGUUGUAAAGCUGGAUAUAUUGGAGAUGGCGUUAAUUGUACAGAUGUAGAUGAAUGUAGCAAUAAUUCACUCAACAAUUGUUCACAAAAUGCUAAUUGUCGCAACUUUGGUGGUGGAUACAACUGUAGUUGUAAGUCUGGCUUUGCUGGAGAUGGUAUAAUGUGUAAAGAUGUUGAUGAGUGUUUUCAAAUGUAUUAUCCUUGUUCAGAAAUGGCUAUUUGCAAGAAUACAAUUGGAAAAUUCGAUUGUAUAUGUACUGAAGGAUACGGUGGAAAUGGGUCAUAUUGUAUAGAUAUUGAUGAAUGUACCGAUCGUACACAUAAAUGCUCAGAAUUUGCUAAAUGUACCAAUAAUGUUGGUGGAUAUAAUUGUGACUGCAAUGAUGGUUUUGUGGGGAAUGGCUUCAAUUGUUUAGAAAAACCAAUGGUUGAUUAUAAAACUGAAGUUCAGGUGCAACAGAAUAAGUUGUAUGGACCUUAUUUCGUAGACCUAAAAAUUACAGCUUUUGAUCGUAUCUAUCAGAAUAUUUAUGUUAGUGCCAAUGGUUACAUCGCUUUUGGUGAAAAAAGUUAUGCACAACCAGGAGAUGGAACUUUCCCUGAAGCUUCUCCUAUUUUGGCUCCAUUUUGGACAGCUUUUGAUGUUGCUGCCCCUGGGAAAAUAUUCAUUGAUAGUUAUGAAUAUUGUAAAGAUAAAAAACUAUUAAAUAGAAUUGGUAACAUGGUACCGCCUACCUUUCAUGCUAAACGAGCUGUUGUUGUGACAUGGCAAAAUCUCUCCCCUUAUCCUGCAUCUGAAUUUGGAAAUGAAUCCAUCACAUUCCAAAGCAUUCUGGUUUCAAACGGAACUUUGUUCUAUGCAAUCUUUAACUAUGACAAAGACGACGUAAAGCUAAAUGCAGAAGCGAAUCGAAAUAUUGUGGUUGGCUAUGGUAAUGGUAAUAAUGGAUCUGUUCUUUUUGCUCGUGAUAAAGAAUUCUUCAACUUAUUAAAGACAGGAAAUGAAGUCUAUGGAUUGAGGAAAACAUUUAAAAUUGGAAACAGAACUGAAAGUUCUUUGAAUUGUUUGGAGUGGCAUUGUGAAAAUGAAGAGCAGUUUAAAAUUGACUCUUUUGCAAUUCCAUGUCCCUGUACACUGCAACAAGCAAAGGUAGAUCUUACUUUUAAAGGUCUAACCAUAAAUGCAUGUUAUGAAAACCGUUUCACUAUAAAUGGGACAAAACAGCGCUGUUGUUAUUCAUCGGUUGAGAAUGCUCUUUUGAAAAACUAUCCUGAUGGUGGUUUUAUAUACAAGAUAAAUGGAUCUUUUGCUGAUGGUGAAAACUAUUGUUGUAGAGACUAUCCAUUAUGUAAUAUAUUUUAUGACAUUCAUCCAUCUGACACCUGUUCAAAGUAUAAAGUUCCAGAGACUGUAUUUGUGUUAGACCCCUUGGUUUUCAAGAUGAUAAAUAAGAAGUGGAAUACUUUUUAUGGUGCAGGAGAGUAUACAUUAUUAACUGUUAAAGCCCCAGGGUUUGACACAAGUGUUACAAUUCAAGUACGUGUAGAAAUGAAAGACAAUGACCAAUUUUCAAAAAUACCAGUCUACACAGCCUUUGCUAUCAAGUCUGGAAAUGCAGUUUUGGAAAUAAAUGAGGAAGGAAAUGCGAUGAUAAAGAAUAAUACUGACAACACAUUUGAAAAAGAAAACAACACCAUCUUCUUUAACAACAUGCAUUUAGAGAUUAUUUCUGUUAAUGAUUCCAUGGGAAUAAUUUUGACCCUUCCACACUAUUUGGUACAACCAUAUUUAUUAUCUGGUUUACUAACUGGAAAGAUGCCAAAUGGGCAAGCCAUUGAUCCAUCGUCUAAUAGUGAUGUAUAUAAAAUGUGGGAAGCUUGUCGAGUGAAAGAAGAAGAUUCUCUUUUAAAUUAUACACAUAAGAAUUACAGCAGCUUUAAUUCCUACAAUAUCUCAGAAAUCCAGUUUAUUGAAAUUCUUAGCAACCUUUCCAAUUUAAUUAAUAGUACUGAAACUAAAUGUCAAGACAGUGAUAUGUUUUGCAUCUGUGCUGCUGUUCUACAGAAAAUUAACCUUGCUAACCACACUAUGCUAUAUAAACCAGACUAUUUUGAAACAAUCGAAAAUUUUCCUCCAUUUAUACAAAAUGCAAUGGAUGAAUUAUAUUUGACGUCAGGAAAUAAUACAAUCCCUUUGAAAGCAGUUGAUCGCAAUAAUGAUAGCAUCGUUAUCGAAAUUGAAGUAAACAAUGUUAAAAAGACAUUUGAUAGUAGCAAUUUGAAUUGGACCCUAAAUCUAGAUGUUAUACCAAAAGACUUGAAAGUUUGGGCAAAGGAUAGUCGUGGUGCUACAUCUUUAUACUGGCCAGACAUAUUUUUCUGCAAGUGUAAGGGAAAUGGAAACUGUAAAAAACAAAGCAAAUCAGAACGUAUGGUUUCUGCAAAAAAUAGAAAACGUUUCUACGGCCUGCGUUGUACAUGCGAUGAAGGUUACACUGGAGAAAACUGCAAAGCUAUGAUCGACAUGUGCACCACUAAACCUUGCUAUCAUGGAGUUAGUUGUAAUUCUUCACUCGGAGAAAAGGAUAUGUGUGGAUCUUGUCCAACAGGCUUGAGUGGAAAUGGCCGGGUUUGUUAUGAUAAAGAUUUCUGUUCAAAAGGAGUUUGUAGUCAGAAGUGCAAAGACAAUAUUGGGGAUACUUAUGUUUGUUCUUGUAAAAAUGGUUAUAAACUUGCUGCUGAUAAUAAAACAUGUGAAGAUAUCAAUGAAUGCACUAUGCCAUCUAAAUGUUCUGGUUUUGGUCAAUAUUGUUUCAAUGUACUUGGAAGUUUUCAGUGUAAAUGUAAGACAGGAUAUGUCUCAGAUAAUGGUACUUGUGAAGUUCUUGCCAACAAAAACAAAUUUUCUGGAUUCAUGUCAAUUAAUCUGCGAGGUAUAACGCAAACACAAAUGGCAGAAAAACUGGCUGACAAAUCCAGUGAAGAAUAUAAAACUACUAGUGAAGGAAUGAAAAAAUCAAUACUUGACAAAAUUGGAAAAAAUAAUGUAGUUGUAAUUGAUGACAUUGUGACAAAUCAAAGCAACCGGACAAAGAGAUCUACUGACCAAAACUCCUUGAAAGUCCUUUAUACAAUUUAUGGAGAUGCUAUUAAGCAAGCAGAUCUGGAAAACAUGCUGAAAAAGGGAUGUAGCGCAGACUGUUGUAAGUUCAAUGGUUUAUGUGUUGCCCCUGCUUCUUUACAACUAAAUGUCCAAGAUAUGUGCAAGGAAAUCAUUUGUGAUUCAAUGACUACAAACUGUACAGCAGAGGAAAAGGGUUUUAGAUGUAAUUGUAAACCAGGUUUUGAUCAUUCGCCCCAAUAUGGCUUGUUUACAUGUAAAGAUAUUGAUGAAUGCAACACUAUUCAACCUUGUGGAAGUAUCCCUUGCACAAAUACAUUUGGUGGUUACAAAUGUUUAUGUGAAUCUGGUCAUGUCUUUAAGAAUGAAAGUAAAUCUUGUGUUGACGUGUGUGCUGGCCAUCGUUGUCAAAAUGGAGAUUGUAUAAAGCUUGAAGAGUCUUAUCAAUGCAGAUGUCAUGAUUACUGGACCGACAAAUAUUGUGAUAAGAAACUGGAAGAAGAGGAGAGUUUUCGAACUGCUGCAAUUGUUAUUGGAGUAGUGCUGGGAAUUCUUUGUCUUCUCUUAAUUGUAGUUAUUGUGUAUAUAAUACGGAAAUACAAGAAGCCAUCAUAUAAUGGAAAUAAUUUAAUUGAAUCUGCCAAAUUAGAAAGAAGUAUAAAAGUAGAUGACAGUAACAUUGGAAUGAGCAGUACAAAAUCUUCAUCCAAUAUAUACUCAAACAGAGGAAUGGAUAACCAAUCAUAUGAACCAGAUGUAUAAAUAUUUUCAGUCAACAGAGACAGUAAAUUUAUAUCCAACAGUAUUCUAAAAUUGUCUUCACUCAAAUGAAUUAUGUAGUUUAUAAAGAAUUACAAAUAUAUUAUUGAACAAUAAUCAUCAUUGAUCACAUUUUGAAAUUUUUUACAUCUGAUUUUGAAUAUUUUUAUGCAAAUCAUUUUCCUACAGUCAGAAUAUUGACUACUGUAUACACACACACACAUAUAUAGCCUCAUAUAUAAGGUUAAGAAGGGUAUUGGAUUCAACCAAACCCAAAGAUAUAGGUAAUACCGAGUAAGUGCUGUAUACCGACUAGUUUUGCCCCUGUCGUUGUAUAAACAAGAGUGGGGAUUAUAACAUAGGUUGUGUAUUAGCGUGUGUAUGUAUAAAGAGAGAAAAGGAUAAAGAGAACAAUGGCAAAGUUAGAAAUAUAUUUUAUGGAUAAAGUCUUACAGCUGUUUCAGGGAAAAUCCAAUGUAUCCCUUCAUCGGAGACAGAAAUAGUAGAGGAAUGAAUUAUUACAUCUAUACUCUCUACACUCUCUGAGUGGUUGGCGUUAAGAAGGGCAUCCAGCUGUAGAAACUCUGCCAAAUUUAGAUUGGAGCCUGGUGUUGCCAUCCGGUUUCACCAGUCCUCAGUCAAAUCAUCCAACCCAUGCUAGCAUGGAAAGCGGACGUUAAACGAUGAUGAUAAUGAUGAUGAUGAUACUAUUUCUGUCUCCGAUGAAGGGAUACAUUGGAUUUUCCCUGAAACAGCUGUAAGACUUUAUCCAUAAAAUAUAUUUCUAACUUUGCCAUUGUUCUCUUUAUCCUUUUCUCUCUUUAUACAUAGCCUCAUAUAUAUUUAUAUGCAUGUGUGGAUAUAUAUAUAAAUAUAUACCCAUAUGUUUAUAUGUGUAUUUAUGUAUGUAUGUAAAAGUAUUUGUGUGUGUGUGUGUGUGUGCAUACAUAGCAUUGUGUGUUUUGGUUUGACAACUGUGUAAUGAAAUUCAUACCAGGGUUUUACACUGUAUCUGAAUGGAUGUGAAGUCAAUGUCAGUUCUUUGUUCUUCAUGCGAUCACAAUAUUGUGACUUUCUAAUACUUUUAAACAUGCUCUACAUGCAGAUUAAAACCUCUAUUAAUUAAUGGGGGAUGUUUUUUUCUAACUUGUCUACUAUGUAAUUUGAUAUUGCUGUGUGUUAUCUAGAGUUAAUGCUCAAACAUUUUCACUAACAUUCAGUUAAGUGUGAACUAUUAGUAGAAUCAUCUAUCAUGCUUUCCCACUCACUUGGACAUUACACUCAGACACUUUUCUAAAGAGUUAAAACUGAGUUAUUUCUUUUUUAAAACUUGUUUCUACCUUAUCAAUAAAUAAAUCAGGAUAUUAAUUGAAGUAAUUUAGAAUGUCACUGUGUUUGUGUGUGUGUGUGUGUGUGUGUGUGUGUGUAUACAUAUCUCAGAAAAUAAUAAAUAGAUAAUUUAGAACAAGUAGCACAUGGAUUUUACACAUAAAUCUGAUGAGUUGAUAUUUUUGCAAUAUUAAUAUGUAUCAUUACACAUUAUGUAAUAAUAAUAUAACAAUAAUCUUUUGAUGACAAAUCAAAGAAAAAAUCAUAAAAUUAUGUAAUAAAAUGAACUACUCACUCUAUUGUUCUUCUCAUUAAUAAUAAUAUUUGAGAAGUCAACCAUAUGGAAUAUGUUCUUUAAUGUGUAAUAAGAAAUGGUGCAUUUUUUUCUUCCUUCUAAACAUUUCAAAUUUCAAUUGCUGAUGAAAUGAGGGAUGUUUAUUAUAUAAAUAUAUAAGUCCAAUAUGGAAACAUAUGCACAAUGGUUAUUUAAAUAAAUCCUUUCAAAUAUUAUAUUGUAUGAGCUGCAUAUAUAAAUAUAUGCAUUCACACACACACACACACACACACACACAUUUCAUUAAAGACACAAUUGUGUCCCAGUUUAAUCUGUUUAAUUACAAAUUUGUUAUGUUUAGUUAUUAGCUUUUUGUAGUUGGUUUGAAAUAAUAAAGUUUCUAAAUCCAUCUUCAUCAUUUCCAGACCUGCAUACUCUCAUAAUUGAGAUUUAGCAUUCGCAUUGCUCCUUGAAUAUGAAGUGUAAUUACUCAUGUGGAAAGUCAAAAGCCUUUAGUGGAAAAGUUUACAAAAAAUUUAACCACUCUAUAAGAAAUAAUCCAUUUCAAUUCUUGAAAAUGUGACUCUGAUGUUCUUAAAAUGUUAAAUCUGGAUAUAGGAACUUUAUUGUUCCAAACUGACAAGAAACUGAUUUAAAAAUAUGAAAAAUCAACAAUGAGAAAGGUAAAACUGGAAAAAUGGUUAUUUUUGUAACGAAACAUUUUAAAAGAAAAGCUGUUCACUAUAUAGACAAUAUAUACAUGUGUGUGUGUGUGUGUGUGUGUGUGUGUGUGUGUGUGUGUGUGUGUGGUUUACAGAUCCAAUAGAGUUAGAAUCAACUAAAAAACUACUCCAUCCAAUAAAUAUCAAUCUAAAUACACGACCAAAA
Messenger RNA from Octopus bimaculoides (California two-spot octopus), 6903 nucleotides. RefSeq lists its product as uncharacterized. The record is from RefSeq and is a predicted model, not a curated record. NCBI's taxonomy places the organism in Eukaryota, Metazoa, Mollusca, Cephalopoda, Octopoda, Octopodidae. Gene Ontology annotation, biological process: cell-matrix adhesion. Gene Ontology annotation, molecular function: calcium ion binding.